GGUGAGGAGGUUUUUACUGUGAAAAAGUCCCAGAGAAUCCGAGAUACCGCGGGGGACAACGCCUAUAAAGAUUAAAAAACCAGAGCUGUAUUUAUCGCUCUCUCUCUCUCUUGUCUUCUUCCCUUGCAACAUCUUCGAAACCCUAGAGAAAACCCUAACCCUAGCCGAAUCUAUGGAGGCGAAGAUCGGCAGAUUCUUCGACUCCGUCGGAUCCUUCUUCUCCGGCGGCGACAGCAUCCCCUGGUGCGAUCGCGAUGUCAUCGCCGGUUGUGAGAAAGAGGUUGCUGAGGCUGCGAGUGAAGAACAGAAGAAUGAAAGCCUUAUGAGGUUAUCAUGGGCUCUUGUUCAUUCCAGACAAUCAGAUGAUGUGAACCGUGGAUUAGGCAUGCUAGAAGCUUCAUUGGGCAAUUCUAGCAGCCCACUGCAGAUGAGAGAGAAGUUGUACUUAUUAGCUGUUGGAUAUUAUAGAAAUGGCGACUACCCAAGAAGUCGACAAGUUUUAGAGCGGUGUUUAGAGAUUGCACCUGAUUGGAGGCAGGCUAUCUCAUUGAAAAAGGCAGUGGAAGAUAAGAUUGCUAAAGAUGGUCUGAUCGGCAUAGGGAUAGCCACUACUGCUGUUGGGCUUCUGGUGGGUGGAAUUGCUGCUGCUGUCGCCCGAAAGAAAUAAAAGCUUUUUUUCUUUUCUCCCUGAACUUAUUCAAUGAAUAUUCGAAUACUUUUUCUUCCUGUAAUGUAAGCUGUUUCAGUGGUGUCUUUGGAAAUUUGACAAAUCUAAACGUUGUAAGUUACUCUUAUCGUUUACCUAUUAACGUGAAGAAGUGGAUCUUUUUUUUCUUUU
Molecule: messenger RNA, 838 nt
Organism: Ananas comosus (pineapple)
Lineage: Eukaryota; Viridiplantae; Streptophyta; Magnoliopsida; Poales; Bromeliaceae
Product: mitochondrial fission 1 protein A-like
Exons: 5
Coding region: 173-667 (164 amino acids)
Biological process (GO): autophagy of mitochondrion; peroxisome fission; mitochondrial fission
Cellular component (GO): mitochondrial outer membrane; peroxisomal membrane
Molecular function (GO): protein binding
Source: RefSeq, a predicted model, not a curated record